Molecule: messenger RNA, 2137 nt
Organism: Arachis ipaensis
Lineage: Eukaryota; Viridiplantae; Streptophyta; Magnoliopsida; Fabales; Fabaceae
Product: HIT-type Zinc finger family protein
Biological process (GO): snoRNA localization; maturation of LSU-rRNA from tricistronic rRNA transcript (SSU-rRNA, 5.8S rRNA, LSU-rRNA); box C/D snoRNP assembly
Cellular component (GO): nucleus; pre-snoRNP complex
Source: RefSeq, a predicted model, not a curated record
UCGGGUGAACCGCAAACGGCCUGGCCGGUUAAAGCAGAAAUUAAAAAAUGAGGGGAUUAGGGCACGACCGCACACAAGGCUCCCAGUCCCAGCCUCCCAUGCAUUAUUCCUCUUUAGUUCUUCGUGCUUCACUGCUUCGUCCGUUCUUCAGCUGGUCAGCCCCGUCCCACGGCCACCACCAAGCACCAGCCACCCUUCUUCCCUUUCUUCGUCACCAGCCAGCCAGCCUCACAAGUCACUACCAGUCCACCACGAUUCGCCGUCGAUCACGGCGCCGUCACCCACCCGUCCCACCGGAUCUCUCAUCUCUCAGAUUCUCGUCUUGCUCACCUCCCUUCCUUCCAGCAGCUCGUUGCCGUUGCUGUUGACAGUUGCUGCCGCCGGCCACCAGCUGUCGUCGUUCAUUGCCAGCAGCGAAGCAGCCUUUCGGCAGAAAAUGGGAGAAAACGUAGAACAGGUCUCAAGUAGAAGCAACUCCAGAGUCCCAACACUAUGCGAAGAAUGCAAAUCUAACCCAUCAAAAUACAAGUGCCCCGGCUGUUCCAUACAAUCAUGUGGUCUUCCCUGUGUAAAAGCUCACAAAGAGCGAACGGGAUGUACCGGCAAGAGGAACCAGACUCAAUUUGUUCCUCUUUCCCAGUUUGACGACAACCUCCUACUAUCUGACUAUAAUUUGCUGGAAGAGGUAAAGAGGGUAGCUGAAUCUUCUCAGAGAAUGAGAACUAAAUUGGGCAUGUAUGCAUAUUUUAAGUUACCUCAUUACCUUAAAAGCCUGGGGAGCGCUGCUAGGAGUCGGAGAACCAAACUGCUGUUUCUUCCUAGCGGAAUGUCAAAAAGACAGAAGAAUCAAACUCGAUAUGACCAAAGGAAGAAAUUCAUAUCUUGGACAAUUGAAUGGCAUUUUCAUUCAACGGAUGUUGUUUUACAUGACAACGGAGUCAAUGAAAAUACAAGCAUCUACUCCAUCCUAGAAAAGCACCUCAAGCCUGGUCCGUGGAAUCAUCCAUUAAGGCAAUUUUGCGAAGAGCAGCCGGAUCGUCUCAAGAUUUUCAUUCGUAAAUACCCAAAGGGUCCCAAGUCACCCUUCAAAGAGCUGGAUAUGAAAGCACCAAUCAGACAGCAAUUAGCCGAUGUAGUCAUUUUGGAGUUUCCCGUCGUUUUUGUUUUCUUGCCAUCUCACAGAAUUGAUUUUGAAGUUAUUAAGAAUGUAAAUCAGAUAGAUAAUAAAUCACUUCCAAAAGACAGCGAAGAUGGCCAAGAGCCAGAAGGUGUAUCAUUUAGGGAGGAGGAGAUAGAAGAUGACUCCACAGAUCCUCAGGUUUUGGAUCUCAUGAAGAACUUGGAGUCAAGUACAUCAAAUCAAGUGCCUACACAUAAUAUGAGUUCCGAGAAAGCACCAACGGGUUCAUCGGAUAAACCCCUGUUUGAAGAAGACACUGUGGGUAACCCGUCACAUUCUUCACUGAAAAACAAGGAACUAAAAAUCUCUGAAGACAUGACAUUUGACUUUGAUCCAGAAUUGAUGGAUGUCUAUGCUAAUCUAAUGGCUGACAUGAAUCCAGACAACUUCCUUGAUUUUGAUGGUGAAUUCUCCAAGAAAACAGACAAUGAGAUAGGUUUGAUUGGUACCAAUGGGGUAUUGCCUGUGCCAGAGGAAUUGGAGGAAGGGGAAAUUCCAGAAUAGUUGGUAAUAAUAUACUUGAAUUCUAUCAAAGCAGUCGACCAAGUGGUGGAAGAGCAUUGGCAACAUGAAACCGGAUUAUAUGUUUUAAGGUUGCUUGCUUGCUAAGCAAGAUCGCAUUCACAGCCUAGAGUAGUUGCAUCAAGACGAUGAUUUUAUGUUGCUCAAUUUAAGUCAGUUUUGAUAUCUCCAUCAAAUGCUCAUGGAUGUUCUUUCAUGGUUCUUUGCAUAACUGAAAUUUUGUCGUAAUAGUUGAUACUUCACUUUAGAUGCAGUAAGGUACUUCCUUAAUCCUUUCUGUAAAAAGACCAUUCCCCUAAUAUUUUUAUGAGGAUUCAAACAUAGCACCAAAACCAUACUUCACAGCAUUGUUUGCUUUGCUCAUCCCUUCAGGCCAAAUUUUGUUACCCUUACCUUCAAAGCGAGAUUAAUUCAUUGUAAUGGAUAUAUUUUCUA